This is a messenger RNA of Polyodon spathula (Mississippi paddlefish), 2480 nucleotides long. Its product is annotated as zinc finger and SCAN domain-containing protein 2-like. Gene Ontology annotation, biological process: regulation of transcription by RNA polymerase II. The transcript is spliced from 2 exons. The record is from RefSeq and is a predicted model, not a curated record. NCBI's taxonomy places the organism in Eukaryota, Metazoa, Chordata, Actinopteri, Acipenseriformes, Polyodontidae. Gene Ontology annotation, molecular function: RNA polymerase II cis-regulatory region sequence-specific DNA binding; DNA-binding transcription factor activity. Bases 97 to 1629 code for a protein of 510 amino acids.
UUUUUUUUUUGUUUGUUUUUUGUUUUGUUUUUUGUUUGUUUUUCUAUUAAAGGAAGUCGGGCAGACCCUUGAUAAGGUUUGUUUCUUCAACACUGCAUGCCCGGGGAGAGGAGAGGAGAGGAGAGGAGGAAUGCUGGGAAGGGGCACAGAAAGAAAGAGGGAAUAAUAGAGAGAGAGAGAUCCUUUCUCAGAAUGGACAUCAACACCUCUGCCAGCGCAAAAAACACUCGCAGCGACCUGGGAACCCGAACUAAACAAAGGAUUCCUGGGAGCUCCAUGGAAUUCUACUUCUCAGAAUGCUGUGACCGGAUUGCCGCCACGGAAUCAGACUUCAGCGAGUUCAGCGAUCCGGACAGUCAGCCCAUCGACCUUUCCACGAAGAAGAGGAGCCCAAAACUGGGCAGGCCCCGCUCCCCUCUUUGCAGCGCUGCACACCCCUCUGCACCCCAGGCAGCCCCAACGAGGGGCCCCCUGUGCCUCAGACUGACUCUGGAAAAGCGUGAAGGCAUCAGCUUGACGCCUCCUGCUGUGCAGGAGGAGGUAUUGCAGGCUCGGAGCAAGAGAGUCGACUCCCUGAUUUUAAACAACUCGCCUGGCAGCUGCGCAGAUAGCAGCAAUGGCUUAAGAAUCGUGAAACUGUACAAAGCCGAGAGGAAAGAUGGAGGAGUGGAAAGGGAUAACCAGAGCCUGUGUAUCACACGCUGGCUCAAAACUGAAGACCAGGAGGUUGAAAUGUUGGAAGGUCUGGGUCGUAAAGGUGGCAUGGCACAUUGCAUUAAGAAAGAGAGGGAGGAGGAGGAGGAGGGAGGAGGAGAGGGGCAGGCUGGGAGGAGCCCUUCCUCCUGUGAAUCAGGAGCGAGGGGACCGGGAGAGGGCGGGGGUCUGCUCCUGAUUGACGACAAGGGCAUCCCGUACACGGUCACGCUGGCGGGAGAGCGCGUCUCUGAUUCCGAAGUGCUGGACCACACCUCGAAUUCCACGAAACUAACUAAGAGCGCUGCCAGAACUCCGCUGAUCCGUGGGAAGUCCACCGUCAAGCGGGAGGGCUCGGGAAUCCCAACGGACGGCAGUGCCCCCAAACUCCCCAAGACCCCGAUAACCGAACCUUCGGUGAAACAGGAACCAGCUCCCGUCUCUCAGACAGCAACGGGCAGGACCCAGACCCCAGAGCCUCAGAUCCCCCCCAGGCGCGUGCUCUACUGCGAGGUCUGCUUCCGAGCCUUCUUCUACCUGUCCGACCUGGAGCGGCACAGCAUCACGCACUCGGAGAGCAAGCCCCACGCCUGCGCGCAGUGCGGGAAGCGCUUCAAACGGUCGAGCCACCUGGAGCGGCACAAGCACAUCCACACGGGCCAGCGCAACUUCGCCUGCGCGCUCUGCGGGAAGCGGUUCCGCGAGGCCGGGGAGCUGUUGCGGCACCAGCGGGUCCACACCGGAGAGAAGCCGUACCAGUGCGAGGGCUGCAGGAUGAGGUUCGCAGAGCGCAACACGCUGCGCAGGCACACCAAGCGCAAGCACGCCCGCGAGGGGCUGUACACGCAGGGGGCAGGGGCAGCGGACAAUAAGGACUGGUACUCCAGCUCUGGGCUGGGGGAGGAAGGGGGCGAAGAGGAGGAGGUGGGGUCUUGAAAGAGCAAGGAGUUGGCUUUUAAAGUUUUAAAAUGUUUCUCUCUGUUGAUUUGACGACAGCGUGCCCCCCUUCGUUGAUGGAUUUGUAAUAAGUUGUACAGCUGACCCUGUCUCUUAUAUCGGUUAAUAUGUCCAGUCGACCGUGUGUCUUCUAUCAGUUAGUGUGUCCAGUUGACCCAAGGUUUGUACUGUGGCAUUUCAGGUAGCUGCAGUAUGAAGGUAUUUGGGUACACAUACACUAGAAAUGCUGCUUGAAACCGAAUCAGAAUAAAAACGACAGCUCCCAGCAUGCCUCAGCACUAGCAGUUACAUUGAGGGGUGAUGGGAGCUGUAGUUCUUUAUACAGGCAGCUGUAAAGACAGGAUAAAAAGUACAGUUUUGCCUCAACAUCAUCAGUAAGAGUGGGGGAUGCUGGGAGCUGUAGUUCUUGACGCAGUGAGAGUUUCGGUGGCUGCAGUAUAAUAUGAUGAUUGGGUUUAUACUUUCCCCCUCAUAGACCCCAGUGUUAGAUAUUAGUCAGGCUGCUCUGUAGCCAGGGUUCAAGAGCAGGGCUACAGGAAAGAGCUGCAGAAUUGAGCAGCAGCCACACUUUGCUCAGAGUGUGGCUCUCACAAUGUCAGUGGCAAGCAUUCGAAACGUUUAAACCACAAGAGGACUCAUCACAUAGAGACAGGACUUGAAAACUACAAGUUCUGUAUAAACAGAUUAUCAAUCAAUCAAUCUAUUUUAUAUAGCGCCUUUCAUAGUGUACCACUGUCAUAAAGCACUUAAGAAGAUGCAGCAACAAGAAAAUCCAUAAUACUUCAAAUACAGAGAAAUGCAUCAUACAUGAGAUACUGUACAAACAAUGC